Molecule: messenger RNA, 2804 nt
Organism: Talpa occidentalis (Iberian mole)
Lineage: Eukaryota; Metazoa; Chordata; Mammalia; Eulipotyphla; Talpidae
Gene: PITPNB
Product: phosphatidylinositol transfer protein beta
Exons: 11
Coding region: 55-873 (272 amino acids)
Biological process (GO): phospholipid transport
Cellular component (GO): cytoplasm
Molecular function (GO): phosphatidylcholine intramembrane carrier activity; phosphatidylinositol transfer activity; phosphatidylinositol binding
Source: RefSeq, a predicted model, not a curated record
GUGGCGGUAGCGGCGGCGGUGUUAGCGGCGGCAGCUGUGAGGGGUUCCGGGAAGAUGGUGCUGAUUAAAGAAUUUCGUGUGGUUUUGCCAUGUUCUGUCCAGGAGUAUCAGGUUGGGCAGCUUUACUCUGUUGCAGAAGCUAGUAAGAAUGAAACUGGUGGUGGAGAAGGAAUUGAAGUCUUGAAGAAUGAACCUUAUGAAAAGGAUGGAGAAAAGGGGCAGUAUACACACAAAAUUUAUCACCUAAAAAGCAAAGUUCCUGCAUUUGUGAGAAUGAUUGCUCCUGAGGGCUCCUUGGUGUUUCAUGAGAAAGCCUGGAAUGCAUACCCCUACUGUAGAACAAUUGUAACGAAUGAAUAUAUGAAAGAUGAUUUCUUCAUUAAAAUUGAAACUUGGCACAAACCAGACUUGGGAACAUUAGAAAAUGUACAUGGUUUAGAUCCAAAUACAUGGAAAACUGUUGAAAUUGUUCACAUAGAUAUUGCAGAUCGGAGUCAAGUUGAACCAGCGGACUACAAAGCUGAUGAAGACCCAGCAUUAUUCCAGUCAGUCAAGACCAAGAGAGGCCCUUUGGGACCCAACUGGAAGAAGGAGCUGGCAAACAACCCUGACUGUCCUCAGAUGUGUGCCUAUAAGCUGGUGACUAUCAAAUUCAAGUGGUGGGGACUGCAAAGCAAAGUAGAAAACUUCAUUCAGAAGCAAGAAAAAAGGAUAUUUACAAACUUUCACCGCCAGCUUUUUUGUUGGAUUGACAAGUGGAUUGAUCUGACGAUGGAAGACAUUAGAAGAAUGGAAGAUGAAACACAGAAAGAACUAGAAACAUUACGUAAUCAAGGUCAAGUGAGGGGAACAAGUGCAGCCAGUGAUGAGUGAAGAAGAAUCUGACCAGUAUCUUGCAGUGUUGAUGUUUCCCAGAUGUGUGCUUGUGAUAAUGUCUCACAUGCACAGGUCCCCAACCACGUGUGUAUAUAUGUUUGUGUGUGUAUGUCUGUGGCUGUAUAUAAAACGCAUGUAGAGCUACAGAUCAGAAUACACACACUUGUGUAUAUAUGUACAUACAAACAUACUGAAGGGAUUAGUACAAUUUCUCCAAAGUACUGUACCUAUCUUCAGCAAGAAUGCAAAAGAAAAUAUUUUCAAUAUAUAUACCUGGAACAAAUUUUAAUAAUUAUCAAGAGUAAUACCAUUCAUGGACAAAUUGACUGCAAUGUAAUACUAGCUGGUAUGUUUCAUAAAUGUCAAGUUGUGGACCAAUAUAUAUAUAGAGACUUUUAUUACUUUUCUGUUCUUUUAAAUCAGUCUCUUAUAAAUCUUUAUUUUAGUCCUAUAAGCAACAGACUCCCACAGAGAAAUUUACUGAAAAGCUUUUAGUAUUCCAAUGAAUCCGGAAUGUAAACUCUGAAUGUAUUUAUAAUGAUUUAUUUCUGGAUGGUUAUUAUCAUACAGCCGGUUGGACAAUAUUUGUUAGUAAGAAGUAAAAUUAUAGGCCAGUUUUUACUUGUUUGCCCCUAGGGAAAAGUCCUUUUAAAAAAAAUUUCCAGUUUUUAUUGGAUUUUUGUAUUUUAAAUUUCAAGUAUUUUUCUACAUCAAACCUAGCAGAAAUGGAGAUGACGGUUUGUGAUUUAUAAUAAACACUAUACAAUUUUCAGGCUUCUGUUAGGCAAACAAAGAAAUUGAUGAAGAAAUUAAUAGCGUUGUUGGCUGUUUAGAGAAAUUGGAAGUACAGCACUUCCAUGGAAUCUUGUUUCUGAAAUGACUGUUUUCUGAAAUUACAGCUUGGAAACUAUGCAAAUGAUGUAGAUUACUCACAGCUCACACGAUAGAAUAUAGACAGUGAAGAUGUUUUCCUCUUUUCUUGUUGAAAUACACUUUACAGGGGAGAUGCUGACUCUGAGAUAGGAAAAUUUCAGAUGCAGCAUGAGGCCGGCCUGCUCAGUUAGGGGGUCCUGCUGAGGGGCCAGUGCCCCUCCUCCCUUGCGGUAGUGCUCCUGAGCAGGAUGUCUUUGGAGCAUGUCCCGAAUAAGAACCAUGAAACUGCUAGUUAGAAGCUACUGCCACGUUUCCCCCCCCCCACCUUUUUUUUUAAAGAAAGAGACAAUAGCAAGGUAAGAUUUUUAUCAGGUUUCUCUGUCCAAAUCCCGUUUUCCUCCUGUCAGUCCUGGAAGCUUGAACACAAUGACAUUGUUGAAGCCUUCAGGUCACAAACUGUCUUCUUUAACCGCUCAUCCCUCCUAGAACAUGCCAGCCCCUGUAGUCACAUCACAUUAGUAAUCUGAUUUGCUGACAGUCCUGCCCUCCCCGCUCCUCGUUUUCCCACAAGUACCGUGUCCCCACUGAAGUGAUUGCAGUGACUCAGACAAGGGUGUUUAGUAUCACUACUGCGUUACGAUGCCCUGUUGUCCUCCGCAGAAAACCUCACAUCGCAUAUGUCCUCUGUGUACUCAGGAUCAAGACUGAUGUUUACUCUCCGGACACUGUUGUAAGAUAGGUUUUGUCAAAGCAUAAUCAUUGUCUGCAAAGUGUUUGAUGUGAGGAAGAUUAUUGCUAAUUUUGUGAAAUAAAGAGUCUAGCCCUCUCCAUUUAAUGAACUUAACUCUCGCUGGCAUCUGUAUCAUCAUUGGGAGCUUAGGCUCACAUGGAAAUGAGAUCUCGGCGCAUGGAUUUUAAUGUUUUUCUAACAACUGUGGAGAUUUGAGGGAAUGUGUGGUGAAUGUAAAAUAUCUAGUUUACUUGGCAGUCUCUCGUGUAAAUUACAGUAAAACAAAGUAAAUGAAAUUUAAACAAAAAAUAAAUUUGAUCACAAA